GUCACUCAGCCUGGCAGCAGGAAGUGAAUUGCAGUCGCUGCAGUGAUUCUGUUGCAAGACCCCCAGAGCCCUGGCUGCAGGCCGGGGAGGAACAUUCCGGCUACUCUCCGAGAGACUCUCCCAGUGUAGAGACCCCAGCCUGUCCCGUCCCCCCCUUACUGGGACCCAGAGCCCUGCUCCCAGGCAGAGCCCCACGUGGAGAGAAGAUGCCGGUGACCUUUGAGGAGGUGGCUGUGUAUUUCACCGCAGGGCAGGGGGCUCUGCUGGACCCCGGUCAGAGAGCCCUCUACAGGGACGUCAUACAGGAGAAUUAUGAAACUGUGAUCUUGCUGGCAGGACUCCCCAUUCCCAAACCUGCCCUGAUUGCCCAGCUCAAAAGAGGGGAAGAGCCAUGGGUCCCGGAUCUCCAGGACUCCAAGGAAAGUAAGAACCCAAGAGGCACCCGCACAGCAGAUGAUGGGAGAAUGCGUGAAAACGAGGAGGGGAAUCCACAGCAGGAAGGUCCUGAGCAAGUGGAACUGCAGGGGAACUUUUUGAGAAGAGUUGAAGAGAACUUUUCCCAGUGCUUGGAACAGAGAAAAGCCUGGAGUAAUUGGCACAGGUCAGAGAGGAAGCUGGGAAACCACCCAAGAAAGCAAGUGCAUGAAUCCUUUGAAUUUGGGGGAGGAGACAAGGAUUCCAAAGAAACCACAACCCAGCAGACAAAUCCCAAAGAAAAGGAACCCUAUAAAUGCUUGGAAUGUGGAAAAAGCUUCAAUUGGAGCUCAAAUCUUACUGCCCAUCGAAGACUGCACACGGGAGAGAAACCGUAUAAAUGCCUUGAGUGUGGGAAAAGCUUCAGUCAGUGCUCAGGCUUUACUAGCCAUAGGAGAAUCCACACAUGAGACAAACCCUAUAAAUGCCUUGGGAAAUGUUUCAGUGUAUCAUCAGCCCUUAUUGUACAUCAGAGAACUCACACAGGAGAGAAACCCUAUAACUGCUUGGACUGUGGGAAAAGCUUCAGUCUGCACUCAAGACUUAUAAACCAUAGGAGAGUCCACACAGGAGAGAGACCCUAUAAAUGCCUGGAUUGUGGGAAAAGUUUCAGUCAGCGCUUACAUCUUAAUAGCCAUGGGAAAAUCCACAUGGGAGAGGGACCGUAUAAAUGCUUAGACUGUGGUAAACGUUUCAGCGGACCAUCAGGCCUUAUUGCACAUCAGAGGACCCACACAGGAGAGAGACCCUAUAAAUGCUUGUACUGUGGGAAAAGCUUCAGUCAACGCUCAAGCCUUAUUACCCAUGGGAGAAUCCACACUGGAGAGGGACCAUAUAAAUGCCUUGAGUGUGGGAAAAGUUUCAUUAGACCAUCAGCCCUUAUUGUACAUCAGAGAACCCACACAGGAGAGAAACCCUACACAUGCUUGUACUGUGGGAAAAGCUUCAGUCAGUGCUCACAUCUUACUAGCCAUGGGAGAAUCCACACGGGAGAGGGACCACAUAAAUGCCUUGAGUGUGGGAAAAGUUUCAGUGCACCGUCAGCCCUUAUUACACAUCAGAGAACCCACACGGGAGAAAAACCUUAUAAAUGCUUGGACUGUGAUAAAAGCUUCAGUCAGAGCUCAAAUCUUACUGCCCAUCGUAGACUGCAUAUGGGAGAGAAACCCUGUACAUGCUUGGACUGUGGGGAAAAAAUUCAGUGGACAUGAGCCCUUAUUGUAUAUCAGAGAACCCACAUGGGAGAGAAAACGUAUAAAUGCCUCCACUGUGAGGAAAGUUUCAGUCAGUGUUCACACCUUAUUAGACAUCAGACAAUCCACACAGGAGAGAAACCUCAUAAAUGCUUGGAUAAUUGGAAAAGUUUCAGUCCCAGCUCAUACCUUCAUAAAAAUUGGAGAAUUCCCAUGGGACAGAAUCUAUAAAUGCCUCAACUGUGGGAAAAGUUUUAUUCGAAGAUCAAACCUUGCUUCACAUCAGAUAAUGCACACAUGAGAGAGAACCCAUAAAUUUUUGGAUUGUGGGAAAAGCUUCAAUAACUGCAGGAAAAGAUGCCGUCUGAGCUUUCACAUUAUUUCUCAUCACAUAAUUCACAGAAGAAAGAGCUUGAAUGUGGAGGAAGCUUUAUUUGGUGCUCACAUGGCAUCAAGCAUCAGCAAAUCCACACAGAGAAGAUGUUUUUAGCAUAGAAAAUGCUUCAGUUGGAGCUAACACCACAUUGGACAUCAGAGACUCCUCCACACAGGAGAGAAAUUUCCUAAGUGCCCGGAUUAGGGCUCGCCAUAGUAAAAACUCCAUUUCCUUAUUCCCACACACAGAUAUCUAGCUGCCCAGCUCAGGGGGCAGGUUCCAGCAGCUGCUGACCCUUAGCUAACCGUAGGCAGAGGAGGAGAAGUCCCAAUCAGCCCUGUGACAGGUUGUGCGCUGCCCCCCUCCUCCCCUGAUCUGGGGAUGCCACAUGACGUACUGGGGUUCCACUGAACCUGCCCGUUCCACCAGCCAGGGCCCCCUCACCCUGUCCUGCUAAGCCAGGCUCUCCAACCUACUCUGGCAAACACACAGGUAGGGCCACAUCCUGCUGCAGAAAGACACAGACACUGAGAUUAGGCCUGCACAGGAAGACCCAGCUCAGGAAGUACCCAGCACUCGUGUGCACACUAUUGUAGGAGUACAAACCCAAGGAGUGAAUUGUCUUGUGCUGCACAGCGAACUGUGCAAUGUAAGCUCGUUGGUUGCCCCCUCCCUUGAUGUGGAGGAAGAUAUGCACAGAUUCUUGCCCCCGCAAGUUAUGGAUUCCACAAACUGACUUUAAGGUAAACAAAAUGAGUUUAUUAACUGUAAAAAUAGAUUUUAAGUGAUAAUCAGGGAUAGCAAACAGAUCAAAGCAGAUUACUUAGCAAAUAAAACAAACAUGCAAACUAAGCUUAAUACACUACAGAAAUUGGCUACAGAUAGUAAUUUCCUCACCCUAAUGUUGCUUCAAGCAUCUUAUUUGCAGGCCAGACCCCUUUCCAGCCUGGGCCCAAUCCUUUCACUUGAGCCUAGUUUCAGGUGUUCACAGCAGUUAUCUCGGGCAGGGAUCUCCUCCUGAGAAGCAGGGAUGGGCUGACUUUGAUUACUUCACUCCCCAGCCAUAAAUAGGAUUUAAAUAAGGUGGGAAAGCUUUGUUUCCCAGUCUUAUCCCCACUUCCUUUUUGUGGAAAAAUACAAGCAGCCCAAGAUGGGGUUUAGUACCAGGUGACAUGACCACAUGACCCUGCAGUGUUAAAGCAGACUUGAACCAAAGUUAUCCCAGGAAACUUCUCAGGAAGGUGAGAGAUUAGCACUUUCAAAGUUCUAUUGUUCCCCCUAAUGGCCCAUUGAUUAGUCAGCCAGGCUGGUUGCAUUUUGUUUGAUAGGCAUUUCCCAGGAGCAAACACUUCUGUAAUUGAUACAUAGUCAAUAUUCCUAACUUCACAUGCAGAAACGAUACAUACAUACAAAUUGGAUAAUCCUAGCCAGUACAUCAUAACAUUUCUAAUGAUACCUUACAUAAUCCAUCUUGCAUAAAACAAAUUUUAGUUAUGCCAUAUUCAUAUCAUAACUAUCGUUAUAAAGAUUAUUGGGCCUACUGCCACAAGCCCUUACUCCAUGCUGCAACCCUGGCUGCUGAACUGAUGUGCCUUCCUGCCGCCUGCUAACCUGCUGGAAGAAGAAAGAGAGAAACUUCUCUAGAAGUUUCCUCUGCCUGGAUGAAUUCCCACCCUCUCCCUUCCAUUCUCAUAUGUGAUGCCCCUUCCAUGGAGACUAGGAGAGGGAUACUUGGGCCAGGCCCCACAGUCGCUCUGGACACCUGUCCCCAUCUUCCAGCAGCCAUUGGGCUGGGCUCCCCCACUUAACUGGAGUUGGUCUCUGCAGGGAAGUGUCCCUGGGACUGACAAGUCUUCCCUUCCCUAAAUCACCUGAGGUGGUUGUGACUUUCUGUACCUCGGGGGGACACCCAGCGCCCCCAUGUUCAUCAUUAUAAUAUGAUUGUGUAGUAUCCAAUGCAAAGUUUGUCAUGUAGGGUGUCUUUGGAAGGCUCAUGAUGCACUGAGCAUUGUCGUUAUAGUAAUGUUAUAGGUUGUAAUUUCAUGUAUAUAGUUAUG
Molecule: messenger RNA, 4100 nt
Organism: Chrysemys picta bellii (western painted turtle)
Lineage: Eukaryota; Metazoa; Chordata; Testudines; Emydidae
Source: RefSeq, a predicted model, not a curated record